AUGAAGCGACUCGCCGCUUGGAUGGGCUUGGUGGUGGCGCACAGCAUCGCCGACGUGCACUGCGAUGUGGAGAAUAUGUUUGCUGCUGCUACGUAUUCCAAAACCCAGGAAGAGGUGAACCGCGAGGCUCGAGUGUAUUUCCAGCAAUGUCUACAGAGCAUUUCGAGAGCUCUCCGUCAGUCAGACACAUACAUUGGGCCACAUCCACAUGCAGAGCUUCACAGCGUUCAGGUGGUGCUGAGUGAACCUGACCAGACUGUACGUUUCAGCAUGAAGCUCGAAGUCCAGAUCCGCGGUACCAGUGGCAGUGACGAGCAUCAUUACAAGUGCACCAAGUAUCGUCGGGGAAAACCUUCCUGCGUGCUCGGGUUGUUUGAUUGCCAGUCCACGGAGGAGCCGUACAGCGCUAAUUGCAGUUGCCAUGGAAACAUAUGGAGACAGCAGACUCGACACUUAACGGCUCAGCUUCGAUUGCCAGAGGCGAGGUCGUCGUUUACUUGGCUGACAUCCACAUCGCAGCACAACUCCGGAGAAUGCACAGAAGCUGACAAGCAUGUUCAUCGCUUCGAUUUUGAUGGGACGUUCGAGUACAUACAAGGAGAAAUCAGGAAGAGUUGGCAGGAUGAUCAGAUUCUGCCUUCAGGCCUGAACUUUGCACCUGGAGUGCACGCGUCUCUGCAGUUCCCACCGCCAAAGAUCCUAGGUACUGGUGGCACUGGUAACCCGAGCUUCUUGGUUGGCUCGGUUCAUACUUGCAUUGAGGGCAACGGCAACUUCUUUGUGGUUAGUGCCGAGAAGCGUGGCAUUCGACAAUGCCGAUCUGGUCUUAAUUUCGCAACAUUCCGCUCGAAGGAAGACCUCACAUAUGACUUCCGCGAAUUGGGGGCAGAAGCUGCAGAGCAGGGUACAUCUUCUUUGGUAUUCUCGUGGGCAGACAGUUCUCAAGUGGCCGUAAAGCUCUUUGUUGGUUCAUUGACAGUGGAAGCGAGACUCAUGGAGCUAGUGGAGAAUAAUGCAACUAAGUUCUCAUUGUCGGUGACAUGCCCCAGGUGUACCUGUGUUGAUGGAACUUGUCCAGUGUCACAGAUGUCCCAAUGGAUGUCAUACAUCAAACCGCUCGUACCACGACUAAUCUGGCGGUACAUACGACCAGCGCAACCGACCCAAGAUCCUGCAGUCAAAUUCACAACGCAGCCGGGUGGUGCACAAGGGUUGUUGUUCUGGAUGCUUGCUGACAACAGCACUCAGACGGUCUCCAUUGGACGAGGAAGCGUCCUUCGCAAAGAUGAAGUUUUGUCUCUGCAGGUCAAGGAUGGCGAGAGUUUGGCAGCUGUAGCUCAGCAGUUUGGUUUGUCCAAACAAGCUAUUUGGAAAGUAAGCUCUGGCAUGGUGACGCGUCUCUGCUCCCAUAGCAUCCCAGCAAGCCUGAGUGCAGACGGUCAUGGCACGAUUCGCCUCUCCACAUCUCUGCUUGAAGGGCUGUUCUGGGCGCGGUCUCAGCAGUUGAUGGCAUAUGCAUCUAAUACAUCCAGAAACGUUCUGGAUGCAGCACUCCGGAACGACUUGCAGUUUGGGAAGAUGCAGUUCACAGUGGAUACGGAUACGGUUUCCUCUUCGGGACAAUCUUCCUUGCUCUGGCUGACAGUAGCAGGUGCACAUGUCAGGACUUCAUGCCCCAGCCGCCAAGAGCCGCUUUUUGCAGCUUCAGUGCAUUACAUGCAGAGUGCAGCUGCAGCACAAGGUCGCCAAGAGGCAGAUGGUAGCUUGGCUAUAUCGGUGGCGGCACAGACGGGGGAGCAUGCUCCUCGGGUGUCUGGGUUCCACUUGCGGAAUCCACGAGUCCCAAUGGCUGAAUCGGUUCCAACUUUUCUGUUGAACGAUAUUAUCCAAGCCAUGAACAAGAGGCUUGAGCAUUUCACGCUCCAUAUCCCACAUGAGCUUGCUCAGUUCAUUCCAUGCCACAUGAUGGAAGGUCAGUGCCGGAAUAUGCAGGUGUUCCUGCUGAGCAAGGAACAGGACGCUGGUGGAUAUCUUGAGUUUGUUGAUGCAGAAGCUGCGGCUGCUGAGACUUUCAUUGCGGAGCAGCCGAAGCUCCCCAGCCAUGAGCAGUCCGUUGAAGACACAGCCAUUGCCGUCAUCAAGUACAUUGCAUGGCUGCCCUGGUUGUUGAAUCUUGGGCUGUGUGUCUGGACUUUUUCUUGGGAGUGGGCCGUGUCUUCUGUCGCUCUCUCCGUUCUUUGCUUGGCUUGGCACCAAAGUGGUCCUCUCGCAGGUUUUACGGAGUCGGCGUUCUCAGACUUUGGUAUCUCAGCUCCGACAGACGUGAUCGAAUGCAUGCAGUGGCGCACCAAUUUCGCGACUGCUGUUACUUAUAUAUAUGCCAUCUGGCCUCUCUUCCUUGCCGCACUAAGGCAGACACUAAGGCAGCUCCCGCAGUUGCGACUUGCGCUUGCUUGUGCGGCUCGCAAAGCAGAAGUUCCACAACCCCUGACGAAGCUGUUCGAGGCGUCCAUCGAGGACACUGUGCUUGGCCACGUCAUUUUUAGUGCCCUCGUUAGUGUGUCGCAGUUGGCCUUCAUUAUCGUUGUUCCGCUGAGAGUGAACCUGGGCAAGCAAGUCGCGCUGCAUGUUGCAUCACACUCAGAGAGCUGGUAUCCCGGCACCGCAGUGGAUAUUGUAAAGGAGGUGUUGGGUAAGUCAGACUUUGAUAUCCAUACGGCAGCAGGAACCUUUGUCAGCUGUAGCUUCACGGCCUUGUAUGUGUCCCAUCUUGGGCUUUACUUGAUCUUCUUCUUGCUGGCUCUGUCGCCGGGGGUCUUCAUUGGAGCCUUGGUCUUCACGACCGUGCAUUGGAACGAGCGUCGGGUGCGAGGAAUGGUGGACAUGUCAACAUCGUUCAUUUUGAUGAUGGAGCUCAUACCGUCCGCUGCGAUCCUGGGCGCUUUCACGAUUGCGUACCAAACCUUGGGUGGCAACUCAACAUGGUGGCUUGCAUAUGGAAUCAUCGGGGUGUGCAGGCCAUUGUUGUCUGUGCCGUUCUUCCGAAUGUUGCUCAGACAAGAGCAAGAGCAGAAGCCCAUGGGCGCGAUCUUGUCCCUUGCGGCUGGGUACACUGUCUCGUCACUGCUGGGCGCUACACUGCUUUGGAGCCGCUUUCACAAGGCCUUGGAGGGCUUGUCCAGCUCCACAGCACUUCACACCCCAUUCUCUGGCUUGAGUAUGUUUUUCGUUGGGUCUCAGUUCGUCACACUUGGAUGGGUCAUCGCCGUCAGCAUGUACUCGAUACUACAAGACAUUGUUUGGAACUCCAGCAAGAGCUUGAAGAAUGUGAAGCGCAGUUUGGAGGAUGCGGCAGACGAACUCAUCAAUGCUCACCUGAGGCCAGUCGCGGCACCCCUCUUGGAUAUCAAGAGCCUUCUUUCCCCAGCGUGUCUGAAGCGUCUGUGGCAGCGGUCGUUUCCUUGGAUAAUCUGGAUUCUGGAAAUGGAUGCACUGGUUUCCUUGUUCUACCACGCGAUGAAGAUCGUUUGGCUAGGCCUCAUGUCUAACUUCUUCCUGUACGAAGUGAAGGCGUUGGUGCUGAUGCUCUUCACCUGGCCUUUUCAAUCUGAACAAGAUCUCAUGGCGGGGUUAGAGCAUCUGCCACGAGUUGAUUCCAGUGGCCUGGAUUUCUCGUGGACAACUGCUGCACGCAUUCUGUUCGUGUGCAUCGCUCUAAGUUGGUGGAUGCUCGGUGGCCGGGUAGUCAGCUGUUUGCGAAGCGCCAUGUCGAGCAGGCUAUGGCACUCAACUGCAAGCUCGUUGGAACAGGGAUUGCUAAGCUCGGAGCAUGACCAAAGAGAUGAGAACCGGCACGGCCCUUCAGUUUGUGACUACCGGAAGGAAUUUCUUUGGCUUGGGUUCUCGCAUGGUCUGCUUGCGUUUCUCCGGGAGAUCUUGAUCCGGGAUGGCCUUCCACACACAUGGGGAAUUGUGCCAAGCAAGGUAGCCACAGAGUUUGGCAUCGAGCAGCUCCGGAAAUUCCUCGCUAAGAAUGAGUACUACUCGGGCAACCAAGGUACGGUUCUUGACCAGCCCUUCAUGGGGUAUGAGUGGUGUUUUUCACUCUCCUUGACCUUGCAAGCUUUACUGCUACUGCUGGUAUUCGCAUCCGCAGUUUGUGAACAGCAUGGUUGGAAGGACAGAAGCCAGACUUGUGCCUUUGCAGCUGCUGCCGUGGCAAUGAUGUCUGCCUUAAGCACUUUUGUACCAAAUUACAUGCAGCUGACCCAGCUCCCCCAAGCAUUUUCUGGCUGUGGAACUAGAUUCGACAACUUGGUGCAAUUCACGGUGUCUGGUGUGCUGGGGAUGACGUUUGGUGCACUGCUCGGCGUGCAAGCAUUUGGCGUCCUUUUCGCGAUUCCCGUAUCUGCCGUUCGCGGUAUUUGGCUUGUAAUGAUGCAGACUGAGAUGCAGCGCGGCAUGCAUCGUGUUUUGCAAGGAUCUCUGUGGCUGCUAGCGCUGCUGAUUCCCUGCGUUACGAUCUUCCCUCUGCUGUUCUUCAACCAGCUCACCGAGGACGUAUGGUCUCAGAAUAUUGUCAUUUGCUUUUGGGUCGUACCCUCACUUGUCAUCGUGCUCUGCAGCAAGCAAACCAAUCAGACCUGGUUUUAUUUCCUGUGGCUCACGACGUAUCUGGCAUGUAUGGGAGCUUAUUUGCUGAUGCAAGCCCGCAAUCUUGGAGUGAACAUUUCUGAGACUCUAGCAAAGAUUGACCUUCCCUGGCUCUGGUCGAUGAUGCAUGCAGACUUCUGCCUCACGAAUGUGUUCGUUACGGACUUGGUCUGGCUUGCUCUCCACGGCAUGAUGGAAGAUUCUGAGGCCAAUGCAAGUGACUCCGAUAUGUCACCCGUCAACGACAGAGAUCCUGCAAGGACGUGUCUAGCCGUCCAAGCUUUGUUGCCGUUGCAUGAUGCCCGUUUCGAUCAACUUCCAGGCUUGGAGAGCAGAUCCGUGAACGCAGGUGUUAUAUGUCUUCGCUUUGACACGGCGGCAUCUGCGCAGGCAGCAACUAGUAUGGCUCUUUCCGAUGGUAUUUUGUUGCCACUCGCUUCAUUUGUAUCCGUAGAGCAGAGACACCGUUAA
Symbiodinium sp. CCMP2592 is the source of this 5124-nucleotide messenger RNA. The record is from the annotation of a GenBank genome assembly. Lineage: Eukaryota; Dinophyceae; Suessiales; Symbiodiniaceae.